AUGUCUGAAAUCAGAUUUAGCAAUCUCACUUGGGAUCAAGUUGUAACACUGGAUCAAGUGUUAGAUGAAGUAACUCCAAUUCAUGGAAGGGGGAAUUUCCCCACGUUGGAGGUAAAACCAAAAGAUAUCAUUCAUGUUGUGAAAGAUCAACUGAUAGAGCAAGGAAUUAUUGUUAAAGAUUCCAGAUUAAAUGGUUCCACAGCAAGUUAUAUACUUGCAAGCCACAAUGGAAUCAGCUAUAAGGAUCUGGAUAUUAUUUUUCGUGUUGAACUACCAAGUGAUCAAGAAUUUCAGGUUGUUAAAGAUGCAGUUCUAGGUUGUCUCCUGGACUUUUUACCAAAAGGUGUAAAAAAGGAAAAGAUCACCCUAAAGACCAUGAAAGAGGCUUAUGUGCAGAAGAUGGUCAAAGUUUGCAAUAAGCAUGAUCGUUGGAGUCUCAUCUCUCUUUCAAAUAACACUGGUAAGAAUGUAGAGCUAAAAUUUGUGAAUUCACUCAGACGACAAUUUGAAUUUAGUGUAGAUUCCUUUCAGAUUGUUUUGGAUCCCAUGUUAGACUUCUACAGUGACAAAAAUGCUCAGCUAACCAAAGAAUCCUAUCCUGUUGUGGUAGCUGAAAGCAUGUAUGGAGACUUCCAAGAAGCAAUGACACAUUUGCAAUACAAACUUAUAUGUACCAGAAAACCUGAAGAGAUUAGAGGUGGCGGCCUUCUGAAGUACAGCAACUUGCUGGUUCGUGACUUUAAGCCAGCUUGUGAAGCAGAAAUCAAGAUCCUGGAACGUUAUAUGUGUUCUAGGUUUUUCAUUGAUUUUCCUGAUGUAGCAGAACAGCAAAAGAAGAUUGAAUCGUACCUCUGCAACCAUUUCAUAGGAGAAGAAAAGAGCAAGUAUGACUACCUUAUGACCUUGCAUGGAGUUGUGAAUGAAAGCACUGUUUGCCUCAUGGGUCGUGAAAGAAGACAGACACUCAAUAUGAUCACCCUUAUGGCUUUAAAAGUACUUGGAGAACAGAAUAUUCUACCCAAUACAGACAAUGUAACUUGCUUUUAUCAGCCUGCUCCAUACUUUGCUGCUAAUGGAGGAUACCCUUCUUAUUAUGUAAUAUCUGGACCACCACCUGUUUUCUUUCAGCCAUACUACCCACUGCACUUUCAUGUGCCAAAUUGUACGGUUUAA
This is a messenger RNA of Equus quagga, 1173 nucleotides long. RefSeq names its product terminal nucleotidyltransferase 5D (gene TENT5D). Lineage: Eukaryota; Metazoa; Chordata; Mammalia; Perissodactyla; Equidae. The transcript has a single exon. The coding region runs from base 1 to 1173 and encodes 390 amino acids. Gene Ontology annotation, biological process: mRNA stabilization. Gene Ontology annotation, molecular function: RNA binding; poly(A) RNA polymerase activity. The record is from RefSeq and is a predicted model, not a curated record.